CCGGAAACUCGGCACUCUUGGAGGAGGCCAACAAGGUGUCGCUGACCAACUUAUCACUGACAAUGGGACUCCUUGCGGGAAUUGCCACAUGCGCGAUGGAAUCAGAGUGCAUCAAACUGCUCGAAUGAGACAAAAUCUACAGGAAACGCAGACGAAGGAUGAGUUGUGGAGUAUAUCUUAUGGGGUGGGGAGUGGUAGCUUGGUUGUAGGUCUGUUACGCGCGCCUUUAGGUUCAACUGAUUUUGGAGACAAAUGCCGUGAUCUGCACUUAGUUUACAUGGCGGUAUGGCAGAUAGUGCUUCCGAAAAGCAACGUCCGGACAUGUGUAGGGCUUCUGUUGUUCAUAACCCUUCGUAAAAAGCCCUUAAGAUCUCAAAUGGGUUGAAGGCGUUAUCCUUUCCUCCAUCCGACCCAUGAUCUCCUCUAGCUCUACAUCGCCUCCAUGGAAGCGGGAUGCCUGCGCUACCAAUUUGAUCGAACGCCUCG
Cantharellus anzutake is the source of this 486-nucleotide messenger RNA. RefSeq lists its product as uncharacterized. The transcript is spliced from 2 exons. The record is from RefSeq and is a predicted model, not a curated record. NCBI's taxonomy places the organism in Eukaryota, Fungi, Basidiomycota, Agaricomycetes, Cantharellales, Hydnaceae. Bases 89 to 385 code for a protein of 98 amino acids.